GUCUGAAUCUUGGAAUCGAAAAGAGCACAGCAUAGCUGUACUUGUAGCAGUAGUUGUUCGCGUUAUUUUCGUGUUCGGACCUCUACCUCUCAUCUCGGGCAGUCGUUCCAUUUCUAGAUCUGAGAAAUUUAUAUUUUUGCCCCCAGCGACAGCGACGGAACUUACAAGUAACAGAGUACCUAAUGAUCAGGACAACGCAUCACAAACACAGUUUGAACUUUUGAGAGAUUACUUUACCUUUACUAUGCCGAGAAUCAGCUCCUUCUCACCAUUCUGAAAAUCACGAGCAACACAAUGCCGAGUCACACUCACAUGCAGGCCGUACAUACGGCGUUUAAUGGCAUCCCAUCGUUUGCGACUGGUAUCAACAGUCAGGGAUACUCGCCACCGUUCAAGACAGAUGAUCUUUACAACACAUUGCGGCAGGCUGCGAGCGCGAACGACCGGGUAGGAUAUUUUUCACACUAGUUCUUCCGAAACAGAAUAUUUAAUACGCGCUGUUGCUAGCUGUAUUUACCUCUCAUGAUUGCGAAAGCUUGAUUUUUCAAUUUCAUUGAUUCCAUUUUUUUUCAGAGUAGAGGUGAUUCGGUGUAUGAGGCAUAGUUAAUGUCUUUGAUGAAAAAAUGCAUUGAUUAUGAGUUUGAUCAUCAACGUUUCUUCAGGCCUGGGUCGCAGCGAACACCGCUCAGAAUGCGUUAUCUGCCGCGACCGCAGCAGUUCAGCAGGCCGUAAUGCUGAUUAUGAACCAGAAAGCGACCGGACCGGCUUUGACGGAGGCGACGCCAUUUGGAAUGAAGACGCCACAUAUGCAGCGCGCACUAGAUACUCAACAGCUCGCGAGUAUUGACGACGUAAAUGCACUAGCAUUGGGAGAUCCAAGAAGCGGCAUUUUCGGAUGGACUCGGACAAUUGCAGAGGAGACCGAAGAUGAACAGGAGGACAGCUCUACAAGCAGAAGUAGUGCUUGUUAUAGGUGGGGUUCUUGCGGCACAUCAACUCCUCCAUUAACAUCAACUAGUAGUUCGAUGUGGAGGUGCAACAGCUCUACUGCAAGGCUGCGCCCUUUGCCCAGACGGAAUAAAAAAGAAGAAAGCGGGAGUCUUGCUAGAAGCAGCGAUAAGGAUAACGAAGUUGAAGAACACGGAAGGAGGGCGAAACGCUGGCGCAAUGAUGAAGGGGUUGCACAUAAAGCCGCAGCGACAUUUCUCGACUCCGAUCCGCAGGCAUAGAUAUGAGUAAGUAAGUACGAAGGAUCCUCGUCUUCCAUCGACAUUAGUGGUAACACAACUAAUAUCAUAAUGUACCGUAGUCCACUUGAUCUUGCUCCAACAUGUGAUGCAGUAAUAUGCGAACUUCCACCUUCGAUCCCCAAUUUCAAUUUUUGUCGCGCUCUUAUAAAAUAGAAUUUUCAAGAAAAACAAAAAGCAUGAAUGUGGAGCCCAGCGCGAAGGAAUGGAAUAUGAUAGAUACAUUAGAACUAAGUGGUCAUAAAAUUUACUACAGUUUUUACGUCACCGUUUGUACCAUACUGGACUUGCUAUCUUCGUCUUUAUUGAAAAUGCACAAGCACCAGGAACGACGUUUGAAAAUGUUGACACAGAAGAUGUAUUGCAGAGCUUCCUCACCUUGCUGCAAGUGUGAUAACAAAAACGAUGCUGAAUUUUUACGUGAUCUGUGUCUUUUAGGAGUACU
Molecule: messenger RNA, 1692 nt
Organism: Amoebophrya sp. A25
Lineage: Eukaryota; Dinophyceae; Syndiniales; Amoebophryaceae
Source: the annotation of a GenBank genome assembly